This is a messenger RNA of Didymodactylos carnosus, 549 nucleotides long. NCBI's taxonomy places the organism in Eukaryota, Metazoa, Rotifera, Eurotatoria, Philodinida, Philodinidae. The record is from the annotation of a GenBank genome assembly.
AUGAUUCACGUUCGUACACACUCAACAUUCCCUUAUAGUGAAUUUCAAGAUUUUGAUCGAGGUCAGGAAUCAAAAGUUCAAGGUCUAAUUCGCUAUUUCAAUCGUUUAUCAAAUGAACAAUCAUCGUUCAUUGACAUACCGGUGCACCAUAAUCAUUAUCAUAUCGUUUCUUCACUAUUAAAUUCACAAAACAUUCCUAUUAAUGCAGAGAAGAAAAAGAGAGUUUUAACGACAUCGACAAAUUUUGUUUUGUACGAAAAAAACGACGAAUUAACUGCAUCCUCAAAAAUUAUUGUUUACAAAGAAGCGAAUGUUUAUGAUAUUGAAUUUAAACAAGAAAUUGUAAACUUUUUUAAACAUUAUAAAGUUUUUAUAAGAUUUUUUCGUGAUUUGGCUAUGUUGAUCGAAGUCCAUGUUCUAAUGGUGACUAUUCUCUAUUUAUUAACAGCAAAACUUCUAUUUAAUCAUCGAAAUUAUUAUUCAAUUUUACUCAUAUUCAUUGUUACAAUGAUUUCAUUAACAUUUUAUUUAGGUAAGUUGAAAGUUUAA